AUGCAUCCUUGGGAUACAAAUACAGGUACGAUUCCGGCACACCCCCUUCCCCUUCUCCUCCUCCUCCUCCUCCUCCUAUUCCCCCCCUCCUCCUCUCCUUUUUUCUAUUCUUCCUUCCUCUGCUCUACUGUUCCCAAGCUUAUCGCAAGCAGCACAAUGCCCCACGCUGAGGAACUAAAUGGUGCCUCAAAGGCGAACGGAUCCACCUCCGCCCAAUCCGACCCGGCCUCGCCUUCAUCUUACAAGUCCCUUUCGCACCUAAAAUCCUAUCCAAUAGUCAACGACUCCAUCAGCGUCUUUGAAAACCACCCUCUAGGCCAACGCAGCAUCUCCCUCUCGCAAUCCUGCUACAGCACCUUCCUGGCCCCAAUAACACCCUACCUCUCCCGUGCUGCCCCCUACGUUUCUCGCGCCGAUGAAUUUGCCGACUCAAACCUCGGCAAGAUAGACAGCUACUUCCCCAUUCUCAAGGAACCGACGGACGAGAUCAAGAGCGUUGUCGCCGGGGCUGUAGGCUACCCGAAGAAACUUGUUGGCGAAGUUUACCUGCGUGGCGCCGACUUUGCCAAGGAAGGAAGGGAAUACGUGUUUAAGGUUUACGAGGAUGAGUGCAGUAAGAGUGGGAGCACUGACGGCGUCAUCCCCAAGGCAAAGGCGACGGUAACAACCGGGUUGGUGGUUAGUUCCGAUAUUAUGGGGUCGUUGGCGGCUUAUCUCGGGAAUAAGAAAGAGAAGGCCAAGGCGGUGGCCCGGGAAAAGACGGAGUCAGAGAAGUGAUUUUUUUUUGAUUCUUUUUUUCCUCUUCCUCUCCUCUCUUUCUUGGGAUUGUAUGGAUUUUUUUUUUUUUAGUUUUUCCUUUAUCGUUUCCUUGCUUUCCUACCUACUUUUCCGUUUGUCUGCCAGGAGGGGAAUUGUAACUUUCUGCUUGAAGGAACGAGGAACCGCGACACGGAACGGGCCAGCCGGUAGGGUGCCGAACAGGAUAGGGUAGUGCGAAUGAGUCAGCGUUUUUGAUUCAGGUCAAGUGUGACAUCUCCACCUCCGGGGCGGUGGUUGCUCGCUAGUAUGAUACUCCAUCAAAUAUCAUAUGAUAGUCUGGCGAACACUAGGACAAAUUCGGACAAGGGGAAUGGGUUGUAGCGUUUUUUGUCUCUCUUUUCUUUUCUCUUAUCAUAAAUUUUGUCUUAUCCAGGAAUCCCUCCCCUUUUCCUUCCGCUUAUCUCCUUAUCACCCGCUCUCACUCACUCACCACCUCUCACUUCACCCAACACCUCCCUUACCCUCAGAAAAAAAAUUAAAAAGAAACAUCAAAGAGUGGUUUGGAAUAAAAUGUAAAAAGAGACGGGGAUACUUGCUUUUUUUACGAUAAUAGAAAUAUAUAUACUUG
Molecule: messenger RNA, 1387 nt
Organism: Tuber melanosporum (Perigord truffle)
Lineage: Eukaryota; Fungi; Ascomycota; Pezizomycetes; Pezizales; Tuberaceae
Exons: 3
Coding region: 1-777 (258 amino acids)
Source: RefSeq, a predicted model, not a curated record